Molecule: messenger RNA, 1592 nt
Organism: Saitoella complicata NRRL Y-17804
Lineage: Eukaryota; Fungi; Ascomycota; Saitoellomycetes; Saitoellales; Saitoellaceae
Product: NAD(P)-binding protein
Exons: 1
Coding region: 480-1538 (352 amino acids)
Source: RefSeq, a predicted model, not a curated record
GUGUUUGAAGUAGACACGCUUGAAAAUCACUCUCUUCUUUACCGCCAAACACCUUCUGUACCGUGCGAAGGUGUCUCUUCACAUUGUCUUGAUUCUCGCUCAGACCUUCACCACAGUGCAAACAACUCCAACCAUCAUGAACACGAAGAUGUGCAAUAACAUCUACUGGCUGCUCUUCGACAUGAGGAUGCUGCACCUCGUCCAACGACUUGAUGUCCCAUUCUGCAAAACGGUCUUGACUAUUCUUGAGGGCAGCAACCUUCAAGUGAUGUUCAGCGGGGCCAAAAUUCGCUGUCCUGUGCGGGUGUGGCGCGCGUGGGGGAUCUGGAUCGAUCGUCGACGUCACACCGGAUCAACAUAUCUUCCGAAGUCCGACUGCCAGCAAACUUCGAACCCAACACCCUCCAAGCUCGAUCUCCCUAAAUACCCCCAACCACCCCUUCUCAUCCUCAAUCGAUUCUCUAUACAGUCAAAUCACCAUGGCUCCCUUCUCCUACCUCGGCUUCGUCUGGGAUCAACUCUUCCACUCUUCCGCUCUCCCCGUUGCAAAGGCCGACUUGACCGGCAAGACCGUCAUCGUCACCGGCUCAAACGUCGGUCUCGGUCUCGAGUCAGCACGUCACCUCGCGGCCAUGAACCCCGCUCACCUCAUCCUCGCCGUCCGCUCCGUCGAUAAGGGCGAAAAGGCAAAAGCCGAUAUCCUCAAAACCACAAACUUCAAGGGCAAGCUCGAAGUCUGGCAAUUAGACCUCUCCAGUUUCGACAAUGUCCGGAAGUUCGCCGAGCGUGUGGAGAGGGAAUGCAGCCGUCUCGACAUCCUCCUCGAAAACGCCGGAAUCGCCUCAAACACCUGGAACACAACCCCCGACAACUGGGAACUAACCCUCCAAACAAACGUCCUCUCAACAACCCUCCUCGCCCUCCUCCUCCUCCCCCUCCUCCGCCGCACCGUGAAGCUCGACCCAACCUCAACCCCCCGCCUCAUCCUCGUCGGCUCCGAAGUCCACUUCUGGGCCAAAUUCCCCGAGCAAGACACCGAACGCCCCCUCGCAGCCUUAAACGACCCCUCCCGUUUCCAGGGUCAAGACCGUUAUUUCAUAUCUAAACUCCUCGACCUGAUCGUCGCUCGCAAGAUCGCUUCAGUCCUCCGUUCCUCCACUUCCACAGAGGACAAGAAAAUCAGCGUAUACUGUCCCAACCCCGGCUUCUGCUUCUCCGAACUCGGCCGCGAAGACCAAUCAUGGGGCUUCUACCUCUUUCAACAAGCACUCGCUCGGACAACCGAACAAGGCUCCCGGACCUUCGUCUGGUGUGCCGCGGCCCCCGAAGCCGCCGGUGCGGGCCACGAUGUCUUCCAAGGCGUCGGAGGCGAGAAGAGCAGUGGUGUGUUUUGGAGCGAGUGUAAACCGAGGGAGGAGAGUGAUUGGAUUCUGAGUGAGAAGGGACAGAGUGUGUCGGCGAAGGUGUGGGGUGAGAUUAAGGAGGUUAUGUGGAAGGAGGGUGGGGAGGAGAUUAAGGAUGUCUUGAAGGAUUUCUAGGUUGUGACAGUAUGAUUACAGUUUGUGCGUUCGAUACCUUGCUGCAUUUCGCUG